This is a messenger RNA of Parathielavia appendiculata, 1400 nucleotides long. RefSeq lists its product as uncharacterized. The record is from RefSeq and is a predicted model, not a curated record. Bases 206 to 1219 code for a protein of 337 amino acids. Lineage: Eukaryota; Fungi; Ascomycota; Sordariomycetes; Sordariales; Chaetomiaceae. The transcript has 3 exons.
CGAUUGGCUCAUAAGUUGCUUGCUCCUGUCUGACGGUUGGCAUUCCUCUUUCCCCAUUUCCAACUUGUGAAACAACGACAGAAAACUCAUCGCUCACGCGUGCUUUGAGGCUUCAAACUUGGCUGUGCCUGGCGUCAGAAAAAAGGAGGGAAUGCUCCGUUACCUGGCAACCUGGGCAGGAUAAACAAACGGAAGAGAAAUUAAGAUGGCGCCUGGCUCAGUGUUUCCUCUGACAGAAGACGCACCCAAGUUUGAGGAUCUUUCCGGCUUGGAGAUCAAGCCGGGAGACAACCCGUAUGACGCCCUCAUCAACGCCUGCCAUGGCUCUGCGGCCGAGAUGCAAGCCCGGUAUGCCACGCAUCGGGCCACCAGGAAUGCGCAACAGCGGGGAAAUUUCCUGACUCCAGAGUUCAAGGGGCUCAGUAUUGACCCCAUCCUGCUGCGGUUGGAGAAUCCCGACAUCGAACCUGGGUUUAAAGACCCCAGAAACUGCCUCGUGUUCUGGGCGAGACCGCCGGACCAUAUUGUGAGGCUGGCCUCUCAUCUGCAGACUCUCCUGGCAAAAGCGGCACCUGGCCUUUGGCUCAUGCCUGCACACCGCUUGCACUUGACGACCCUAGAAGUGGCUCACUCGCGGACGGCUGAGGAGAUCGCAAGUUUGGUGUCAGCAUUGCGGCCGGCACUCCCUGCUAUGGCCGGGUUGACGUUCGCGAGGCGCUCACGGCUCGUCAAGCCCAUGAUCUCGUACGACCUGUCUGCCGUGGCCGUCUCGUUUCUGCCGGCAUCGGGUGAGGAAGUGCUGUCGCCGCCUCCAGCGCCGCUAUCUUCGGAUCAUGUUGGGCAGAACGGGCAGAACGGACAGCCCGAUCAGAGCACGGCAGAAGACCCCGACGCAUACACGUACCACCACCUGCGGCGAGACGUCUUCACCAUGGCGUCAGAAAAAGUGGCCAUUGCUUCGCGAUACGUGGUUCCCAGUGCGCAUAUCACCAUUGGACGCUUUCUCACGCAGAAAGACCACGAGACACCAGAGCAGCGAGAGCGGUGGAUCCGGACCAUCGAAGACAUCAACAAGUGGCUUGAGGACGAGGUCUGGGACGUCAAGGACGGCGAGUUUCUCGGUGAAUGGAUGGUUGGCAAGGAACGGGGACUCGAGGCCCGGUGUGGAACUCUGUGGUAUGGCGGUGGGAGGACCAUCCUCGCGGGAGAAGGCUUUUAAUAAGCCGAGAUGGGCAUGUUUGUUACAGAGUGUGAAGACAGAAUCGGGACAUGUUGGAUUAAACUUUAAAUUAUAAAUCUUCAAUUGAGGAAAAUCAUAAAUCUUCAGUUGAGGAAUAUUAUAAAUCUUCAAUUGGGGAAAAUUAAGCACUUGAAAGAACACCUGGCGGCUGAAUAGAACU